UGCACCCUGGAGGAGAACAGAGAAGCACGUAACGCAGAGAAACCAUGCAAGUGUGAGGACUGUGGGAAGGGAUUCAGUUACCCGUACCAACUGGAAACUCACCGGCGGACCCACACGGGGGAGAGGCCGUUCACCUGCUCCGUGUGCGGGAAGGGAUUUGCCCAGUCGUCCCACCUGCUAACGCACCGGCGGGUUCACACGGGGGAGAGGCCGUUCACCUGCUCCGUGUGCGGGAAGGGCUUCACCCACUCGUCCCCUCUCCGGACGCACCAGCUGAUUCACACCGGGGAGAAGCCGUUCAAAUGCUCGGACUGCGCGGACGGCUUCAAGAGCUCGGCCGAGCUGGUGAGGCACCGGCGGGUCCACACCGGGGAGAGGCCGUUCACCUGCUCGCUGUGCAGGAAGGGCUUCAGCCAGUCGUCCGACCUGCUGACGCACCGCCGGGUCCACACCGGCGAGAGGCCGUUCACCUGCUCCGUCUGCGAGAAAGGCUUCACCCUGGUCGGCAAUCUGCUGAGGCACCAGCGGGUCCACACCGGCGAGAGGCCGUACAUCUGCAGCGUCUGCAGGAAGGGGUUCACCCAACACUCCAGCCUGCUGACCCACCAGCGGCUUCACACGGGGGAGCGGCCCUUCACCUGCGCUGUGUGCGGGGAGGGAUUCACUCAGUCGUCCAACCUCCUGACACACCAGAGAGUUCACAUGUGACUGCGGGAGAUGGCCGUUGUAUUUAAGACAGAACCACGUUCAUUCUGUUACGUGGACUUCACUUCCAAUGUUAAUUCACCAAUCUAAACUGGAAUAGGGUUUAAUGCUGAAUGUACAUGGUCAAUAAAUGAGCAGGGUUUUAAACACGUCGUCACGCUGCGUGACGUGAAAGCAAAGGAGAACAGUGAUCUGAUGCAGCAUAAAGAAAACAAUUAAAAAACACAGUAAAUUUAAAUUCAAAAGCAAAAUCCCACAAAACACAAUGUAUAGCUGGUUGUCCAUUUCUCCAGUGAUGUGGAUGGAGUGGAGCUGAGGCAUUCACAGUAGAACAAAGAAAUACAAAAGAAUCAAUGAAGAAAUAAACACACAGAAGACUGACAACCAGUUUGCAUAGGAAGCUUUUUUUUAAAAAAGUAAAUAAAUCAUAUUGAGAACGUGACUUGUAGAAAGUGGCUCCAUAGGUUGUGGAAUCAGUUCAGAGUUGAGGUGAAUUUGUCA
Messenger RNA from Hypanus sabinus (Atlantic stingray), 1206 nucleotides. RefSeq names its product zinc finger protein 239-like. The record is from RefSeq and is a predicted model, not a curated record. The annotation marks the transcript as partial. NCBI's taxonomy places the organism in Eukaryota, Metazoa, Chordata, Chondrichthyes, Myliobatiformes, Dasyatidae. Gene Ontology annotation, biological process: regulation of transcription by RNA polymerase II. Gene Ontology annotation, molecular function: RNA polymerase II cis-regulatory region sequence-specific DNA binding; DNA-binding transcription factor activity, RNA polymerase II-specific. The transcript has 2 exons.